This is a messenger RNA of Priapulus caudatus, 1270 nucleotides long. Its product is annotated as aquaporin-4-like. NCBI's taxonomy places the organism in Eukaryota, Metazoa, Priapulida, Priapulimorpha, Priapulimorphida, Priapulidae. The record is from RefSeq and is a predicted model, not a curated record. The transcript is spliced from 3 exons. The coding region runs from base 41 to 496 and encodes 151 amino acids.
UCAAACCCGGCCAGUCGUGUCGUUCGGCCCAGCUUUCGUAAUGAGUUCGUGGAAAAACCACUGGGUUUACUGGGCAGGACCUAUGGGCGGAGCCUUUCUUGCUGGCCUCGUAUACGAGCUGCUGUUCGAUCCAAAGAGGAACUUCAAGAACACCGAUGACUUGCUGAAGGAGUCAGACAGAGACGCACUGGCGGCGGCGGCGGCGAAGAACGUGAACUACAUGCGGCGCAGUCACAGCGCUCAGUCACACGCCACCGUCAGCACGCUCAUGCAGCCGGCGUCUGCCACGAGCACGAUGCAGCGUCUGCGCACGUUCGAGCGCUACGGACGCGACAACAUCGCCUACGACGCCGCCAGCGUCUGCCCGAGCAACAUCGAACUCGCCGAGGCGAUGACGCCGCGUGGCGGCGCCACCGGCGACCUCGCCGCGGACGAGGACAGCCGCAGCGGUUGCCAUAGCAGCGCGUAUUCGAGCUCGAGCGGCGUCUGCGUGUAGCGCCACCUGCCGGCCGCCGCGGGAGUUAGUGCGGCGACGUCGAUGUCCCGGGGCGAGCGGCGUUUGCGUGUGGCGCCACCUGUAGGCUACUGCGCGAGUUGCCGCGAUGACGUCGAUGCGUGGGCAAGCGGCGUCUACGUGUAGCGCCACCUGUGUGCCGCAUCGUGAACUAACAGUUGCGUAUUUGCUGAGAAUAAUAUGUAUACUCAUACGCUCAUCAGCGUCCAACCUAGCUAGGAAGACAUUUACCUGUGCCGCAAGCUUUCCCAGCUGUAGGCAUUAAUGUCGAUCUGUGUUUACCCGAGGUAGCUUUGCCAGUGCACGGUCUCAACCUGACCCAACGGGGCAGUGUACACAGAUUUCCAGUGUCCGUGUAUGUUGGCUAUAUGCUGCCAUGCUACCUGCUUAGCAUAUCUGUGAAUAUUACAUCGAGCAAGGCAGGGAAUUGCAGGCCUGCGGAAAUGUAUAAUAAGAAUGAGUGCAUUUUACCUGAAUUUAUAUUUAAUUGAAUUUUAUUUCGGCUUGUGAAGACGCGUGAGUGGUUUUAUUAAAGUUAGCCGUUGCCUAAAUAUUUGAUGUUUAAUAUGUUAUAAAUAUUAAAGGUUAAAUAUAGUCAAUAUUUCCUUCACGUAAUAGUUACAGUCGUGUUACACAUAACCUAUAUUGUAAUUAUAUAACAGUUAUAUAAUAGUUACAGUCGUGUUACACAUAACCUAUAUUGUAAUUAUAUAACAGUUAUAUUACCGGAAUAAAAUUUCCAGUAUUGUAAAUAUA